Striga hermonthica is the source of this 528-nucleotide messenger RNA. Lineage: Eukaryota; Viridiplantae; Streptophyta; Magnoliopsida; Lamiales; Orobanchaceae. The record is from the annotation of a GenBank genome assembly.
AUGGAUGAUGAGCUUGACGGAGAAGAAAACCGGGUUGUUCGAAUUUUCCAGGAAAAUUUAUCCUCUGUGGUUUUUAUCAAGGACAUUGAGUUAGCUAAAGUCCCAAAGAGCACUUCUGAAAACGGUGUAGCUGAUGAAGAGAAUGCAAAAGUGGAAGGAUCGGGUUCCGGCUUUAUCUGGGACGAUUUUGGUCAUAUUGUAACUAACUACCAUGUGGUUUCUAAAUUGGCAACGGAUAGAAGUGGCUUACAACUCUGUAAGUUGUUUUGUUUUAGCACUGGGAUUUGCCGAGUAAAUAAAGAGCUAGUCGAUGUAAACUCAAGUUAUAAGCAGGUUAUCAGUGGAUUAGGCAGGGAGAUACCUUCCCCAAACGGGAAAGCUAUUCGAGGAGCAAUUCAAACGGAUGCGGCUAUUAAUGCCGGUAGUGGAACAUCGUCUGGGGUGAAUUUCGCAAUACCAAUCGACUCAGCUCUUCGAAUCGUGCCUUAUCUUAUUGUGUACGGGACUCCAUAUGUAGACCGAUACUGA